Molecule: messenger RNA, 777 nt
Organism: Exophiala spinifera
Lineage: Eukaryota; Fungi; Ascomycota; Eurotiomycetes; Chaetothyriales; Herpotrichiellaceae
Exons: 1
Coding region: 1-777 (258 amino acids)
Cellular component (GO): membrane
Source: RefSeq, a predicted model, not a curated record
AUGUCUGCGACUUCGACCAUGAACACCAUCCUCAUUGUAGGAGGCACGAGCGGCAUCGGCGAGUCCUUUGCGCGACGCUUCCACUCGAUGGGGAAGAAAGUCAUCAUCACUGGUCGCCGGGCCGAGCGUCUGCAAGCACUCAAGUCCGAGCUCCCAGGCUUAGAGACCUAUAUCAUGGACAACACCGACAUUGCCUCGCUUCCGGCCCACGUCCAGACAUUCACAACGCAACAUCCCGAUAUCGACACCGUCUGGGUGAACAGUGGCAUUCAGUAUACCUUCGACUUCAAGACCACAACGAGUGUCGAGGACGACGCCAAAAUCAAUAGGGAAAUCGCUACCAACGUCACCGCACCCAUGAUCCUGGCACGUCAUUUUGUGCCUUUCCUCCUCAAGCGUCCAGACCAGGGAACGUUUAUGAUAACAAGCUCAGGUCUCGCGUUCGUUCCCAUGGGCAUCUUCCCCAUCUACUGUCCGACAAAGGCAUUCGUACAUCACUUCAUGGUCGGUCUGCGCCAGCGACUCACCGGUACCCAUGUCAAUGUCAUCGAAAUUGCGCCGCCGUACGUGGAAACCGACUUGGACGCGGCACACAAGCAGCCCGAUCUACCGCCGCCGAUGCCUUUGGCCGAGUACACGGACAAAACCUUUGAAAUCCUCAAUGGUAAGCCGGCGAAGGAAAUCAAGGAGGCCGCGGUAGGAUUUGCUGCCAUGGGCGCUGAAGCGUGGAGAGGUGCAUUCGGAGGAUUCCUGGAGCACAUGAAAUUGGGUGGCUGA